Molecule: messenger RNA, 3142 nt
Organism: [Candida] anglica
Lineage: Eukaryota; Fungi; Ascomycota; Pichiomycetes; Serinales; Debaryomycetaceae
Source: the annotation of a GenBank genome assembly
GAACUAAAAGAAACCUGGGGCAACAAUUAAACAGACGAAAGGGGAAUAAGAGAUAAACAAUUUCGUGUAAUUGAUCGAGAAUAUAUAUAUAUAUAUAUUGUAUAUUACCGUUAAUUUAUGACUCUUUCAUCAAAUUCUUUUGAGGUUUCACGUCUAAGUACUAUCUCCUAGCUUCAUCGUUUGUUUAUGAAUUGUAGAAGAGAAGGAGAAGUUACCUUACAAUUUUUAGAUCAAUUGAGAGUAAAUUUUCGUUUUUGUAGUGUGGACAAACGAAGGGGGUAAAUAUCAGCAGAAUAGAUGAACGAUUGCGACUUUAAAACAAGUCUAUCACACGCUAUGAGCAAUGGGGAUGGCGAGGUAAAUGAUUGCCAAUUGGCGGCCCAUACAACAAUUGGUAAUGAUGAUGAUCUAUAUCUGGCUAGUCCAGAGGAAUAUUUUGUACCUGCAAGGAUAUUAGAACAAAUGAAUGGUGAAAAUGAUGGAUGUACUAUAACAGAAAGGAUGAAGAAUAUCAUUGUGCCUAGUGCCAACAACGAUGCCCCCAUAGACCUUGUAUCGAGACUAUAUCAAUAUGAAUAUGUGCCACUUGUAGCCACGGAAUCCCAAUAUGAGGCAAUUAUGUCGCCACCUGACCCUGAUACAUUACUUAGUAUACGAGCAGGUCCAGGAAGUGGCAAGACACACACGUUAGUAAACCGAAUAGCAUAUUUGAUUACUACUGGAAAUAUCCAACCGAAUGAGAUCUUGGUUCUUUCCAUGGCAAAUAGAUCAGUUAAACUGUUAAGAAGUAAUCUUUCAAACAUUAUUGGAGAAGAAUUAGCCAGUGAGAUCCAAAUAAGUACAUUCCAUUCAUUCUGUGGAAGUACUCUUGAAAAUUAUGGAUCGAGGUAUUCAUCUGAAUUUGGUCUGAGACGAUUGAUGGAUGAUUCAAGUUGGAAGGCAUUUUCAAAGUUCUUUCUGCGUAAAUCAAUCAAAAUAUCAGGAGUGUCAGUGGGAGUGAAUAUUACUCCAAUAAACUUACAAAGAAUGCUUUCAGAUAUAAAAACUGGUAAGAUUUCAGUAUUGGUAGCUUCGAAAAAGUUUGGGGUACCCCUUGAGUAUAUACAAGCGUUAUUGGCAUACCUUAAAGAGAAUGGGAUGAUGGUAUAUCUGGAUUUGAUUACAGAUUUCCAAUCGAUGGUGGAUAUGUCAUUACAAUUAGAGAACUCGCCAAUCCCAUCAUUAUUCAAUUUUAAAGUGGUAAUAGUUGAUGAGUUUCAAGAUAUGUACCACGAAUUACUUCAAAUGGUCGAAAGAAUUGUGAAAUAUCCAACAAAAGAUUUGAAUCCUGAUCAAUAUAAACAUUUAUGUAUCGCUGGAGAUCCGAACCAAAGUAUCUACGAGUUUCUUGGUUCGCAACCAGAUCUAAUGUAUCAUAUUGAUGAAAGGUUCCAAAAAUAUUCUAUUACUGAAGUUGAAUUGAACGAAUCAUUUAGAUCAACACCAGAGAUAUUGAGAGCAGCCACUGCCAUUUCAAUCUAUGACAAUGAUCAACAGAAUCAAUUAGAAAUGAUUCUGCUUCGACCACAUGGGUUUAAACCUACAUAUAUAGAGCAUGCAUCAGUGGAAGAAGAACAUUUUUUCAUUGCAACAGAAGUUACUAGAUUAAUAUGCGAACUGGGUGGGUUGUUAACACCUUCAGAUUUUGCCAUAUUAACUAGAACUCACAAUGAAUUAGAAAAAAUCAACAAAUUAUUUAAUGAUACAUUCGAUUUGAAUUGUAAUCGAUUAUCGCUGUCAGCAGUAUGGACAAAAUCUACAGUCCAUGAGUUUAUUAAUAUUCUUAUGGUAUUGAAGCAAGGAAGAGGGUCAAAUUUCCCAUUGUUGUGCAUGGUGCAACAUUUCGAUCCCGUAGGAUCUCGUCGUAUAUCACUGUUGUUCAAUAAACUUGCUAGUUGUGAGAUCAAAUCCCUUGAAGAGUAUUUAAUGAAUUCCGAAGAUGUUGAUACAUUGUAUAAGAAGCAUCCAAAUAUUUUGAGCAAUAUCCGAUUGUUUUUAACUUCUAUCCAACAAGAAAGGAAUUCGAUAUCAUUGAAGCUUUCCACAUUAACUCCAAAUGAUAUACUUCAAAGCUUAUUAAAUAUUUGUCAAAAUUGCAACCUCUUAUCAUUUCUUAAUUCACAAGAAAAUUUACCGUACUACCUUGAUUCAUUUCAUAAAUCUUUAAGAUUUUGCUUUGAAAGUUGGAAUGACCAAUAUAAAGGGAAUGACUUAUCAAGUGGAGACCAAGAAUUGUUUUUGGAUUAUUUUCUUCGAUGUUACGGAGAUCAAGUCCCGAUUCUAGAUAGAGAUAUGAUAAAUUUAUCAACUAUUCAUGCAGCCAAGGGUCUCGAAUUCCCCGUUGUGUUCAUAACAGGAGCCUCACGCAUGAAUAUUUUUUCAGGUCCAUAUUGGGAAUCUUUGUUAAAGAACAAACAUUCUCAUGUGGGUGCAAGCAGUCAAUCUAGAUUGUUUUAUGUAGCCAGCACCCGAGCUAAGAAUUUACUAUACAUUGGGGGAUUGAAGACAGAUUCUGAUCCCAAAUUUAUGCCUAGUUUAUGCCAAGAGGAGAUACCAAACUUGAAAAGUUCGAUUAUAAACGAUGAAGUAACACCGAAAAAAAUAUAUUUACAAGUAUUGGCAAAAGAAUUAUCUCGGUCAAGUCCGACCGCCAAAAAACUUACCGUGGGUAAAGAAUUAUUUACACAAUUUUCAAAAGAAACUAUAAUGAAUAAUACCAAAAGGGAUGAAAUAUUUACAGUAAGCCACAAAAACACGAUGAGAAAAACGCCGCCCUUUAGUCAUUUUAAAACAAAGGGUUCGGUGAUGACUCCUUCGUUUCCGGAUCUCCGAUAUAGUAAGAAUUUACGAUCCCGCAAAACGCCUUAUUUGGUCACCACACGGCACAUGAGCAGUAGCGGAGUGGGCCGCUGCGAAUUACUAAGUAUGGUGGGGCAAUUUAAAAGGUUCAUGCAUUAAUAAUUAUAUAUUAUUAACAAUUAUUAUUAGAGGUAUUUUACACCGGAACGGAAUAUACCAAUGGAACUAAAAUGUCAAAAAUAGCAAGUGAAUUAAAUAAAUAGGGAAAAGAAAAAUUAAAUACUUCGCGCGAAAAUGGCUGCAA